UCUCCCGAAAACGCGGAUGCACACAGCGCAAGACUCAGCAAGCGGUGCUUUGGUUCCACAACAAGACAAAUGGAUUCGGUUGUAACGUGCGCUCUGAUUGGUUGAAGUCUCCAGAUCAGUUCCUGUAUACGUUUACGCAUAGUUUGAUCGUUCGCGAAAGACAGAGCCACAAAUCAUUAUUACUUGCUAGUUAUUGCAACAGAUCUGAACGUGAUGGUUCCAAACACAACACGAUGAGUUACUUUGCAAGUCACUUUUUGCCUCCCUCGACGGAUAACCAAAAUUUUCAAAACAACUUUCUUACACAUCCCCAUCUUGAUGGCGUCGGUGUUAGCCAACCCGUAAAUCACGAGGGUGGCUCUGUUGGACAUUUUGCCACAAGUGUUUCCCCGACCUGUGGGGGUCAAAAUGAACCCUGCAUCACAAGAUACGCGGACUUGGGGACAACAGAUGCGCAAAGAUACCCCCAGACCAAACUGGAGGUUGGCUGGAAUGGCUACACCAAUGGAACUAUGACCGACGCUGUGAAUACUCAUGGAGGGUUUCAAGCAAUUCCGACGUGUGGCCCUCCUGGCUACAACACUGUUGGAUCAACGGCACAGACUACCGCAAGAUGCAAUACUUCCCAGUCAUCGACCUUCUAUCCUUGGAUGGGUAUAGUAGGUCCAAACUCAGCACAACGACGGCGAGGCCGACAGACGUACAGUCGAUAUCAGACAUUAGAACUUGAAAAAGAAUUCCAAUUUAAUCAUUACCUCACGCGGCGGCGACGGAUAGAGAUAGCUCACUCCCUGUGUUUGACUGAGAGACAGAUAAAAAUAUGGUUCCAAAAUCGGAGGAUGAAACUCAAGAAGGAGAGGCAGCAGAUUAAGGAACUGAAUGAUUCCGGGAAGGAAAUGUCACCGCUAGGUUCCGAAGAGGGGGACACGAGUAGUGUACAGUCUUGAAAGGGAUCGAGAAAGGGGAAGGGGAAGCUAAGAAGGGGAAGCAAAAAUGCGUGUCCAAUCACGGAACCAUGGUGACAUCUCUCCUCGUUUGAAAGGGAAUUUGUAUUCACCUUACCAUUGGGACACUUUUGCCCAACCGUUUAGGAAUUGGUGUAGUUUCUAUCUACGAGGGGAUUGGAAUUGUCUUGGUCAUACCAGUGUGAUUUUGAUGUCUGGCCGUAGUCCUGUUUGGAAGACACGGAGGCUAAUCAUCCCAGUCGCGAUAGGAAAGCAGUGUCCUAUCGGAUGGAAGCAUUUUCUGUCUUGAUCGAUCAAGAGGUGGAAUUCAACUCAAUUUGAACUACGAGAUAUUUAUUGCUUCAUAUUUUAUAAAUGUACGAAAGGUUGUCUCUGUUGUAUUUUACGUUGUCAAAUUGAAUAUGAUCUGAUGAAGCAUACUUUCACUAGAAGACUCUCAAUGUUACCUCCAGUUAUGGGUAAAAGUGGAACUCUCAGGUAGAGACAACUACAGAACGGCUUGGCUCAUGAAGCACUUGCUUCAGAAGGUUGCGGUGUUGUUGUAAUAAAUGUGGUUAUCGUGUCCGUUCGUCGUCCAGUUAGAUGUAAGGAUAAGCAUUUCAGCUCAAGCAGAGGGAUAGAGGUUGGCUCUGGCCUGCAUGAGUUGGAACAGAAAGUGAACCUUGUUUGAAAGUGAACCUGAUCUUUUCAGAGAAAAAUGCUUUAACCAUUACAUCUUUCGUGUUAACAUUUGUAACCCAUCAGUCUUACCGUUUAGUACUAUCAUAUCCUGAGUUAAAAGGAUAUUUUGCGGAUACCUGCCUAUACGUGAAUGCAUCGGUUUUCAAAACACAAAGAUGCCAAGUUUGAAAUGUGUCAAUGAAUAUAUGAUUAAUGCUGAUGUAGCAUUUUACAAACUAACUGAUGUAACAAUAUUUGUUGGAACUGGGCCCAAACUAAUGAUAGUCCUAUGAUGGACUGAUGAAAUGAUGAAUUUAAUUUUGACAAAUCAAAUUCGAAAAGGUACGGAUUACUUCGACUACAGAUUGUAUCAGGGGGGGGGGGGGGGCAUUCGAAAAAUAGGCCAGGACCAAUUAAAAGUUACAAGAUAUUACAAAAAGUUAUAACUGUUAUAAUUGAAAUGAGCGAUGAUUAAAAACCACUUACUUCAUGGUCAACACAAAUUUUGAUAAGACUCGUUAAAAAAUAAAGCCUUGAGCUUGAAUGAGAAAGUACAAGUACCAAACGUAUGAACAAUGGUAUUCGCCUCUAAUGAGCAAAUGUUUUUUUAAGUUACAGCUCUGCCUGCACUUCGUACCAACAGGGGCCACCCCAUUAAUCAAAGAUUAAAAUUAUUACAUUGGCAUUAGAUCAAUGAAUAGAUUUUGAGGCUGCUUUAAAAUGAAAUAGCCUUUUUUCAAAUAUAAUCAUGCUUAUAUUCGUUUAUAAAAAAAAUCAAGACACACAUUCAUUUGUAAGUGAGAAAGUUAUUGUGAGACACAUUUGAGAAAGUGAGGAAAUUAUGAUGAGAGAAGAAGAGAAUACAUGUAAAUGUAGUAUCCUUUUGGUGUAAUUGAGUUAAACUUAACGUUAACUUUAAAAUGUAACUGAAGGAGAGAACGCCAAGUGAGGUUCACGCCAACUAUACACACUGUUGAAGUUGGACGACCCAAGGACAUCGAUGUAGGCAAAUCUUGGCUAUAUAAUUCACUGAACUUUUUAACUUUACUUCCUCUCUCAUGAGAGUUGGGAAGUUAUAUCAAGUCCAUCCUUUUUUGUAACAAGUUGUAAGUUACGGUGGUAUAGCUAUAGCCCCGGUUCAAUAUAUAGCUUCUGAGUGGAUUAUUGUGAACUGCUGGCUGCUUUCUACACAGUUCAGGCUAUAAUUGUCCAGGGUCUAUAGAAUUGUAUCACGUCCUUUUAUUUGACGUUAGCUGGACUUGGUCAAGAUCAGUACAGAUUCAUAGGAAAGAACUAUUAUACCAACUCUACCUCCAAAAGUAAAACAUUAGAUAUCUGUUUAAUCGUACCCAGACGAGUGAAUUAUUAUAUUUAUAAAUUAAAAAUCUAUUUUUGCUUGUCCGAUGAUUGUGUAAAAAUGAAACCCAAAUCUGCAAGAACAGAAAACGGCUCUGUUGUCAAAGAAAUAAGUUGACAAUUCCUACACACUGACCAGCUUAGUGCAAGAGAUACAGUGGCACAUCAUAGUGCAUUGCACUAAUUUUGGAAUGCACUUCGUCUUUGAGUAGCAUAUACAGGCAUGCGAGAAGAAGCAAGCAGUCCAGGAAGCUUGCUCAGCAAAUUCGGGUUGAAGCUUGGACGUGAAUUCCACUAGACAUUCUUUUCCCAAGAUGGUUUGUCGUUUGCUUAGCUUUUUUCUAGUAAAAGUGCAAGAGUAAAAAGUAAAUGCCUGUCGUAUGUGUGGCCCCAUGCAUAAUUAUGUUCAUGGGUCUAACGCCAAAUUGAGAGGGGAUGACAAAAAUUUGCUUGCGGCGCUGCGUGAUUAUUAUGAUGUUGCUUUAACGGAUCAAAAACCUAUUAUUUCGGGGCAUUAAAAGAAAGACUCACAAUCAGGAAAAUACAACUAAACCUUAAAAAAAACAACGAUGUUUUUGAAACGAAAGAAACUGAAAAGGUAGUCUACAGCCAACAUCAAGGUGCAGUAUUUGCACCAUGUACACCUUACGAGAGAAAUACAACACUGUUCCAAGUAAGAACAGGAAAACGGUGGUUGAUAAAAGAAGAACGCUUUUUUCAGUUGUUGAUUUUUGUGUACAAAUUUUUGACCAUGUUUUGCAUUGUGCAGUCUUGUUACAGAGUCUAAAUGUGACGGUUAUGAAGUAACUCUGUCAAAGUGAUGAUCUCACAAUUUUGUCUUAUGUUAGUAGAUGCCUUGUAAAUGGCAGGUGUACGGCGUGUUCCAGAAAUAAUGCAAUCAUCUUUCGAAUCUCGUUGGUCAUGACCGCCGAGACAAUGCUAACCAAAAAGGUACAGGGCGGCAAUAGGUCGAUGGCCAACACAAUACCGAUACAUUUUGGGUAUGACAUUGACAGGGACUCUACAUGUAGGCAUGUAUUUCACAUAACAUAGGGCUGACAAUACUUUGUCAAUAGGUGAAAUAGGUACCGUACCUUGCGUCGUUUCUGGGACAUCCCGUAGCGAUAGAAAAUAAUCAAAAUGACCAGAGUCCAUAGAAGAUUAUCAGAAGGAAUCAUUUGAAGGCUGGUUAGUGUAAUCGUUCAAGAGAUUCACCAAAAGCUGUGGCCAUUCUGCGUACAGCGUUUUAAAGGUUGUAUGAGAAGGAAAAUUUCAGUCCAGGAUUGAUUUAAGAUAUCAGCAGUAUACUAUAGGUGUUUAAUAGAAUACGUGCCUUUGUGUAUCAAGUCAAAAUGCUCAAGACAUCUUAUAAAUACUAUUGACUUUAGAUAUUGUUUUAGUAUAGAAGACGCGUCAGAUUUGUUGUAAAAGUCAAAUUUGUGUCCGGUUCGUCCGUCUUUCCUGUCAAUGAGAAUGCGAAUCCUGAUGUGUUGAUUAUUUAACACAUUUGAGUGAAGGAACGAUGUUGUCUGGUCCAGUGUACACUUGCACAGUAUGGAAGGCUAUCAUCUAAACGUAGGGUCUUUAACAUGUUUAAAGAGCUGUUCGCGCUCUGUUGGCCGACCCAACCCGAGCAAAACCUAUAGUGCAUUUCAUAUGCAUAACUGACCUGUUGACCCAUAUAAAUGUACACCCGAAACGUGGACAUGGCAUUCGAACUUUGUUGUUGUCAAACGUGAUGAAGAAUAGCCAAAGUGUCUUCUAAGGGUAGUACAGGAAUUGACGUGAAUUCAGCAAGUAGUAUGAUAAUAUGGACCAAAGACAUUCUAUAGACUCCAUCAUCAGCCAUUCAAUGCAGAGUCUUAGAAGAAUUGACGCUAUUUUCUUCAAUCUGAUCUCGGGUAGUAGUACUACUUAAGAGCCUCUAACAAAAAAUCAAAAUGGUAUCCACAAGCUUGUAGUAAUAUGUAGACCCUAUUGUGCUAAUCACGCUAAUUGUAAAGGAUGUUGUAAUACAUUCAGCUUUAUAUAUUUUGUAUCAGAAUAUCAACAAGUGGAUCAUUUGCCAACAUGAAGAUCACUCGACUCUUUUACGACGAGUAUCACAUAAUUUGAAAAGAAGAAUGGCGUAGGUUGAAAAAAUGUCAUCGAAAUAAUGUGCUGGGCCUCUAACUGCUGAUGUAUGGUGUUUGCCUGUCAGGAAAGGUUAUGGCAGCCGAAUUCUCAUCUGUCAUUCCAUACAACAUAUGAAUCCAAGCCAAAUUUGAUACAUAUUCUCAAGACUUUCAUUAAAUUAUGAUUUGAAGGUCGUUUUGGACGAUAGGUUUGCUACUUCAUAAGUUGAGACACCUUGGACAGUCUCAGAGUUUCUGUGAAUACGGGUAGAUGUUCAUAUUCUUUCAUUAUUGUCAUUUGGUGUUGCGUGCCAGGUGGCCAAAAGUAAAAGUUGUACAAAGUGAAGAAAAUAAAUAAAUAAAAGUAA
This is a messenger RNA of Lineus longissimus, 5463 nucleotides long. Its product is annotated as homeobox protein LOX2-like. Bases 234 to 947 code for a protein of 237 amino acids. Gene Ontology annotation, cellular component: nucleus. The record is from RefSeq and is a predicted model, not a curated record. The transcript is spliced from 2 exons. Gene Ontology annotation, biological process: regulation of transcription by RNA polymerase II; anterior/posterior pattern specification. Gene Ontology annotation, molecular function: RNA polymerase II cis-regulatory region sequence-specific DNA binding; DNA-binding transcription factor activity, RNA polymerase II-specific. Lineage: Eukaryota; Metazoa; Nemertea; Pilidiophora; Heteronemertea; Lineidae.